CAGCGCGUCCACGUCGACUACGCCGGUCCAAUCGAAGGCGACUAUUACCUCAUCGCCGUCGAUUCCUUCUCCAAAUGGCCGGAGAUCGUCCAAACAAAUCGUAUCACCUCGGCGGUGACCAUUUCCAUUCUCCGUGGUUUGUUUGCUCGGCUGGGUAUGCCCGUUACACUGGUCAGCGACAACGGUACCCAGUUCACAAGCGCCGAAUUUGCCGAUUUCUGCGCCUCCAACGGCAUCGAACACCUCACGACAGCCCCAUUCCAUCCACAAUCGAAUGGCCAAGCAGAACGAUUCGUGGACACUUUCAAGAGGGCCGUG
Molecule: messenger RNA, 318 nt
Organism: Aedes aegypti (yellow fever mosquito)
Lineage: Eukaryota; Metazoa; Arthropoda; Insecta; Diptera; Culicidae
Exons: 1
Biological process (GO): DNA integration
Molecular function (GO): nucleic acid binding
Source: RefSeq, a predicted model, not a curated record